AUGUCUUCUGAUAAACAUGUGAUGUUAUCCUAUCAAUGGGAUAAUCAAGCACUUGUAACAGAUGUUUAUCAACGUCUUCGUGCACACAAUAUUCCAUUAUGGAUGGAUACGCAAGGUGGAAUGAAAGGUCAUUUAAGCACAAGUAUGGCAGAAGGUGUAGAAAAUGCAGCAGUUCUAUGUUGUUUUCUUACACCGAAAUAUCAAGAUAGUGUUGCAUGUAAAGAUGAAUUAACAUAUGCCAAAGAACAACGUGUGUCUAUUAUACCAAUACGUUUAUUGAAGGAUUGGAAACCAACUGGUUGGUUAGGUUUUUCUAUAACAGGACAAAAAUGGAUUGAUUUUCGUGAUGUUGCUACAAAUAUGGAUUUAAGAAUUAAUCAAUUAAUUGCCGAAAUUCAAAUGGUUGCAGGAAAUAAACUAAGUUCUAUUCAAGGUAUAAAUCUUGUGCAUAACGCAGUGGGGAGCAAAGAUGAUAACAAAGCUGAUCAUGAUUCAGUUUUUAUUUGUCAUGAAGAAGAACAAAAACAAAAUGAACAAAAUUCUCUUAUCCUGACCGAGCAAGAAAUCGAAAGUAAGUAAAAUACGGCUUCUUUAGAAAAAGUAACUGUCGACAUAUAUUAACACAACAGUAAUAACAACAUGAUCAAGUUCUCAUAAAGAAAGCGGUGCGUAUUCUCCAAGUAAAGCAUCAUAAUGUAAAGAGAAAUCGUAAGUGUUGAAAUUUUAUAGAAAAUAUGUGAUACACCUUCCAAAAUCAUACAUCGUCCAAAAUUUAGAUUUUGAAAUUAUAGAUAUUAUAACAUAAAUUUGCAAAAACCAUUUUCUGGCAGUGUCGUACAGGUACGAGUCCUUGACCGAGCUCCUGUUUAGGCAUGGGACGGACCGAGUAUCUCGGUAUUCGGGACUCGUUUUAGUCUCGGUAUUCGGGGACGCGGUCUGGUCUCGGCAUUCGGGAUUUAGUCUAGUCUCGGGAUUCGAUUCGUAUCGGGUGUUAACUAGUUUUAUUUUAUAUUUUUUUCUGCAUACGGAAAAUACAUCUAUCAUCAGUGAGAGUCGUUGAUCACAGAUCACGUAAUGCAUUUCUUGAUCAGAACGGAUUGUAUUGCUGUUAUAUUUUCUCCUAUUCGUAUCAAUCACAAAGUUUGCAGCUUUUUUCACUUCAGUCCGAAUUUAUAAUGAGAGUACAUUUUGAACGUCGUUCGAACCUCAUGCGAUAUAAUACGUGUUGAGAGGAUCGGAGUGUUAUUACGCCACCGAGUCUCGAAUAUCGAGACUAGAACGAGUCCCGAAUACCGAGAGCAGAACGAACCCCGAGUAUCGUACCCGAAUCGUCGAGCAAGAUUCGGUUUCGCUACAUGCCUACUCCUGUUGAUGUAUUAUAUGGAGUUGGAAGAUUGAAAAGGAAGCAUUUUUUUUUUUACAUAGGCAAUAGAUAUCACAUAAAUCAGCGUCAAACUAUUAUCGUUUUCAAAAUAUAAUGCCCAUGAGUGUUUUUUAAAUAGCUGCAGAACGAAACAUGACGAAAAGUUCGGGUGUUCACUGUUUUCAAGCCAAGACCUGGACGCAUCUUUUCAUAAACAAAAUGAAUUUCAGUAUCUUUUUUCCCUAGGAAUUAAUUCACCACGCUGAACAUGAUGAUAUUUGUUUCUUUGAAAAAAUUCAAAAGCCGAGUGAAAACCUAUAGUGGAUGAGAUAACCCAUUUUGGGCUAUUCUCACCGAAAAGUAAAAAUAUCUCAUAUUCACGUCAAAAUUGAUCACAACGGCUGUAAAACUACCGAAAUAUAUAAUUUGGUCUACUGUCCGUAUGAUCUAGCAUGAAACCUAGAAAAAGUUUCGAGAAACGAUUUUGAUUUUCCAACUGGAUUUCCCGAAAAACUUGGAACCAAAGAUCUUUUUUCUUAUUUUUCUUAUCCCAGAAUCACGCGUAUAAUACAAUACAGUGUAUGUUCUGAAGGUUCCAAAUCGUUGUAAGCAAUUCUAACGGACAUAGUUAUGAAAUUCUUAGUUUUCGGUGAGAAUAGCUCAAAGUGGGUUAUCUCACCUAUUAUAGGUUUUCAAUUAGCUUUUGAAUUUUUCUCCAAGAAACCAAUAUCGUCGCAAGACUUAGCGUGGCAGAUUACCUAUGUUCCGUCUAGUCUAGGGAUCAAACAGUUUUAAGUUAACAAGAACGCGAACUGCUACCAGUUCUUUCCAAUAUCAUCUGUUCUCGCCAGAUUGAAAUAAAAGUGGUAAACCUAUUUACACUGACUUUGUGUAGUGUGCCAGAGGUGAUCGUGUGUUUAGUUGACUACAGCAAGUCAAUCGAUAUUAUUUUAUUUUGAAUUCUUGAAAAGAACUGGUAGCCAGUUCCCGUUCAACAGAAACUGAACUAGUGACCAGUUCUUUCCACUCGUUCUUAGAAACUGGAACUAUCUCACCACUAAUCUACUCUUCGAGCUACCAAAAGCCACUAGAUACCAGUCGGCGAGCUCGAAUGGAAUUCGAUACCACAUCUAAACCGUUGAAAAUCAAGGUCUCGGUUGAUUGCCAUUUCAAGAGUACACUUUGCACUAUCUAUCCAUGAACAAAGGCAAUAUAUUCUCACUUUAAUUUCUGGAGAACUGAAUGGCUUUUCCAGAGAUUCUCAAAGGACCUACCUUUGAAAAAGAUUUUGAAAUUCAUUUUGUUAAAGAAAACAUGCGUCAAGGCUUUGGCUUCAAAACAGUGAAAACUCGAACUCUUCGUCAUAUUUCGUUCUGCGUCUAUUUAAAAAAUACUCGUGGGCAUUAUAUUUUGAAAACGAUAAUCGUAAAAAUUCAUCUUUUCGUUAUUAACCCUUUACACCCCAUAGCGGUUCCAGAAGAGCCACUGAUAAAAACACCAAAGAAAUAGAGUAUUGGCCUCUACAAUAUGCCAAUGGUAUGGGCAGAUCGAUCAGGCGCACUACCUUUUGUGC
Molecule: messenger RNA, 2936 nt
Organism: Didymodactylos carnosus
Lineage: Eukaryota; Metazoa; Rotifera; Eurotatoria; Philodinida; Philodinidae
Source: the annotation of a GenBank genome assembly